This is a messenger RNA of Didymodactylos carnosus, 2101 nucleotides long. The record is from the annotation of a GenBank genome assembly. NCBI's taxonomy places the organism in Eukaryota, Metazoa, Rotifera, Eurotatoria, Philodinida, Philodinidae.
CCCGUCAGAGAAGUUUAAAGCUAUGAAAACUAUACCAGCGGAAAGCGGAGGAGAUAACAAAAUCAGUAAAAAGGGUUUUUGAAAAAGAAGCUUUCUGGAGGCCGGCAAACCGGUUUUAAGGUAAAGUCUGUUCUGCUGGAAAAUGCAGCCAUAUCCCCAUCAAGCUCAUCAAAAUGUUCAUGCUCAUGCUGGAAAAUGCGAUCCCAACAGGUCUAGAUGACCACCGUGGCGUUGUUUUAGAAUGUUUUAAAUGCGAUAUUCGUCAUCAGGAGCCCAAGAUGUACUAGUUGUGUUAUUCUCGAACAAUUCCGGUGAAGUCGAUAUAAACUCUGGUAGACUGUCGAACGAAUCACCCAGCAGUACAAAAUGGUUGAUCGCUCAAAAUGGAUCUUUCCAGCUAGCAGUAUGAGAAUACUUGAAAGUAUUAGCUGAAGUCGGAUUUCGCUAUUCCGGCACCCCCAGAAAGGCUUCACUUCGCAACUUAUGAUCGAGGAAAACAAGUGAUUUUUCGCGGUAUGCAAAAGUUUUCCAGCUCUUCGAUACCCGAAGAGAAGCUAUUCCAACAUUGAUGUCGACCUACAGACAAGAAAAACCAAUAUGUUAAAUUAUUUUUUCGACGAAUUUACUCGGAUGAGUGGGUAACAUUUUGGUGAAAACUAUUUCAUGAAAGACCCGACCACUUCUCUGCUGAGUUAUAGUUAAAACAAAAAAAAGUUUGGACCGUACGGAAAAUUUUUGCAGCAGUAGUAAAUAUCGGUUCAUUCGAAAAUACGAGAGUGAUUUUCAACAGCAUCCUGCUUCUGACAAAACACAUGCUUUAUCAUGUUAAUAACUGGACUGAUCAGUAAUAAGUACGUUUUUAUAUGACAAACGCUGUCUAUUUUCAGCUUCUAGCACAACAAUGAGUUCAUCAUCGCCAUUAUCAAUCAUGAGUGGCACGACUAGCAUCACAACAACCGACACAAUCACUACAUCGCUACAAUUGACUACCACAAGCGUUAGUACAACUGCACUGACUACAACAAUCACUACAUCGCUACAAUUGACUACCACAAGCCAACUACAACCAGCGCCGACCCAACAAGCACUACGUCAACAACUACAACCAGCGCCGACCCAACAAGCACUACGUCAACAACUACAACCAGCGCCGACUCAACAAGCACUACGUCAACAACUACAACCAGCACUCACUCAACAAGCACUACCACUACGUCAAGUAAUUCACUGCAUUUUGAGAGUUUUUUCGAAUACUCAAACUGUCGUUGUUCUAGCCACAACAACAACAUUUGCUUGUCCAACGAAUUACUUAAGUCCUUAUGCUACAUAUAAUACAGUUCUGGCAUCAUCUCCCGCUGCAACAGGAGCUUUUGGUACAAAUAUUGUUGUGAAUGGUGACGGAGAAACUGGUGUUUGCGAAACAAGUUCUGGAUCAAUAUCUCCACUCGGCUGGACGACAAACGGACCUAUAACACAAGUAUCUUACUUCAAUUCAGUUUAUGGUGAUUUAUCAUUUUCUGAUCCCGGACCGAGUGAUCGUGGAUGCUGCUACUUUUUUGGUCAAAUAUCAGCUAAUACGAGUAUGUCACAAACUAUUAAUCUAACAGCUUAUUCAACAGCUAUUGAUGCCCAUAACGUUUCGUAUAAUCUGUCGGCAUGGCUUGGGGGAUAUAUGACUGAUGAUGAUAGUGCCUCAGUCAUCGUACGAUUUUUCAGCCAAUCGAUGCUCCUGCUCGGUUCAAGUGCGAUGAUCGGUCCUGUGUUAGCAGCUGCUCGAGCCAAUGUAGACGGUAGAGUCAGUGCUGGCGAGGAUGAUACCGCGAAGUCAUCCAGUUGUCACGUACGAAAAUCUGUACAUGAGAAUCAAAGAAAGCCACGACAUGGCUGGUCAUCAUGGACGAGACAAGAUGUGAAUCGAGCACAAAACACUUGGAAUGAUCUUGUCAUUAUCAAUAAUCGCCCUCGUCAUCCUCAAACACAGGGCUCAGUUGAGGGUGAUAAUCACACACUGGAAUUAGCUCUUGGCAAAUGGAUGCAAUCAAAUAAUUCAACUGAAUGGCCUAAAGUUUCUGAACAAAAUGAACAUACCAGUAAAGUUUAG